AUGGAGACUAGCUCAUCUGCCACAACUGUCGAAAAUACUUCAGAAUCUAGUAUUUCAUCUCCAUUAAAUCUUGACGAAGAGCAAAAUCUCUACAAUUCUUUCAAGCAGAUAAUUCAAGACACAGAGUCUGCUAAUACAGUGAAGGAAGUAUUGAGUACCAAGGCGGCAGAGGGAAAAAUUAUUCUAAAUUACUAUAAGGAUAACUGCGAUUUGCUUCCCUGCCACCGCAAUUCACUUGCGAAAAUUAUCAUCCACAAUGAAUUUGAAGUCUUUGAAAAGGUAUCAGAAUUGACCAAAGGAUCCCAGAAGUUCACGAUCACCACUCAAAGAUUUAAGGAACUGGUAUCACAGUUACUGGAAAUUUUUCCAACUGAGAAGGGUCUUCUGUACUACGUCCCAUACGACAGUACUACGAAACAAAACGCAUCUGGAAAACUUUGGGAAAGUUUUUGUUAUCUAAAAAAGAAGCUUAAAGCAUCCAGGAAUUCCAGUUCCUUUAUCCCGCUAAAGACGAUUCAAGAAGAUAUAAAACUCGAUUUGGACUUUCUUCAGAAGAAUUUCGAGCCAUUGGAUGAAAUUAAAGCUGCUUGGCUGAGAACUGUAGAGACUAGAAAAGACGAAAGUCUUGAAAUACAUGAGUAUUUCAAAAAAUAUCCAGUGGUUACCGGAAAGAUUGGCCCAGAACUCAUCAACAUUGAUUUCCAAAGUCUUUAUCCUGGAAAAGACGAGGCAUUCGAAAAUAAUUGGGAAGGAGUAAAUAGCAAGCUUAUUGCUCUUGCAAAUAAGAAAGAAGAUCCUAAUGGGAUUCUAAGCGAUCUACUGAAGGGAUGUUUUAUGGAAUUGACAGGAGUCCUUUUGUUGCCUCAUCUCCUUCCAUGCGUAUUUCAUAAUCAAGCCACCAGGGUUGUGACAGGGGUUAAGCGUAAAAAACUACAACCACAACAAAUGCUUGAUGGCUUCAUGGUUCUUGUAGAGAACCAUUGUAAUGUAAAGGAUACCCUCACGGAGCUUAAAAAGAAAGCUGCAAAGAAAAAGACGACACUUCAGCCAAUUAUUGUGAUAGUUGGGGAAUCUUUCAGGCCAGAAGACGUCAAAAGCUGCCACGUGUUUGUAAAUGACGUUAUGUUUGACUACAAAGACUCGAUGGCGGCUAUCAAGGGGUGCCUAAAAGCGCAUAUGGUUUUUAAUGCGAAAUAUAACAACGACGCCGCACCUCUUUGGACUUUCAUUCAACAUGCUGCAUUCGAGAUAUUCCUACCAAACGAUAAGAGAUUCACAACAGUAGAGGAAUUGAUCAGCGCGACUAAGUAAACGAAACUGCAGGAAAAUGCAAUUAAAGUGUUCAAUUUGUAAGUUCUCCACAAAUUCUUUGGACUUUUUAUUAAGCCACAUUUCAUUUUUUCAUAAAUAUAGUAAAUCCAUUCAAUGCACUAUUUGUGGUAAAACUUUAAAUAACAGCGUCUCAUUUCGAAAACAUAUAAGAAAACUUCACAAAAUACAACAGUUAAGGCAGAUUGAUAAUAUUGAGAAAGAAUGUGAUGUUAAUUCAGAUGAACACACAGCUUUGCCAUCAAAAUAUAUUCAUAAUAUAUCAGACUUUAAGGAUUUUUUAAAUUCUUGCAAUAGGAAUCUUAUUCAAGAGCUCUAUAACAGUAAUCAAAUUAAUAGAAAGGAUUUACAAAGAAUUUUUGAAGUUUUUGGAAAUUACCAAAAAGCAAUUAACUGUGAAAUUCUAAAAAUAUUGUCAGCUCAAAAUGUCGAAGAUUCGGUAUUUAUUAAGUGGAUUUUCAACAGUUUUCAAGAAUAUUCUUUACAAAUUGCUACAGAGUAUAAAAGAAAACAAUUUCUGACACGUGAAUUCAAUUACGUUUCUCCAGAAGAUGUCAUAGUCGGUAGUAGAAUUAAUACUGUUAAGACGAAACAGGGUGUUAUUUUACGAACAGAAAAUGUGAAAGCAAACAAAAUCUCAUUGAAAACACAUUUAACAAGAUUCUUGACAAACGAAAAUAUGUUGGAAAUUAUUCUUGAAUAUAUGAAUUCACUAACGGAUCAAGAAGAUAUUUCAAACAUAAUUCAGACGGAUUUUUGGAAAACUAGAAUUGCAAAUUAUUCCGAAAAUGAUUUAGUUUUGCCACUAACACUUUUUUAUGACGAAUUCGAAUGUAACAAUCCAAUUGGCAGUCGUGCUGGUUAUCAAUCAUUGGGUGCUGUAUAUGCGACGAUAUCUUGCUUGCCUCCAUACUUAAAAUCCAAACUUCAAACGAUAUUCACCGUGAUGCUUGUAAAUUCCAUAGAUCAUAAAGAGUUUGGAAAUUCUGUAUUGCAGACUGUUGUGACUGAACUAAAAGACUUAGAAUGUGAGGGAUUAUUGAUUGGGAAUGACAGAAUUUUCUUUUCCCUGGCAGUUAUAGUUGGAGACAACAAAGGUGUGAAUUCUAUUUUAGAUUUCACUCAAAGUUUUGGGAGCAACUAUUACUGCCGAUUUUGUAAAAUGCAUCGAAAUCAAUCCCGAGUAUACGUGAGUUGUAACCCUUGUUUGCUUAGAAAUAGAGAAAAUUAUAAACUCGAUAAAGAAAAGGAAGAUUUGUCAGAAACUGGAAUACUAAGAGAGAGCAUAUUCCACCAAUUAAAAUACUUUCAUGUAACUGAAAAUUAUUCUGUGGAUAUUAUGCAUGAUUUUCUUGAAGGAAUCUUACCUUUUGAGAUGGCACUGAUCCUUAAAUAUUUUAUUUUCGAAAGGAAAUUUUUCAGUUUACAAGCAUUGAAUGAUAUUAUUUUGCAUUUUGACUUCCCUCCCAUUGAAGGUUUUAACAGACCUGGUACAAUAAGUGAAGAUUAUAUCCAUAAAAAGAAACUUAAAUAUAGUGCUUCAGAGAUGUUAACCUUUUUCAGAUAUUUGGGAAUAUUUAUCGGAAAAUGGAUACCUGAAGAUGACGCCAAAUGGGAAAUAUUUAUUACUCUACAAAAAAUUUUAAAUUUACUGUUCUUGACUACCAUUAAUUCGACAGUUAUAACAAGACUAGAAUAUUUAUUGCAAUUUCAUCAUGAAAUUUUUCUUAAAGAGUUUCCAUCUGAGCAUUUAAAACCAAAGCAUCAUAUUGCAAGUCACUACCCAAUGAUUAUGAAUAAUAUUGGUCCCAUCAUUAAUAUGUGGUCAAUGAGAUUCGAGUCUGCUCAUCAAGUUUUGAAGUCAAUAGCUAGAGCAACGAGAUCUAGAAAGAAUCUUGCAUACACAAUAUUGGAAAGAAUUGAAUAUCAAUGCAUUCUCACCAAACUCGAAAUUAGUUUUGAAAUAAAAAAAGAUAAAUGGGUGAGAAUUAACAACACUAAAAUAAAAGUUGGCUUUUUUAUUGAAAUUAUUCACGAUACGGGUCCAAAAUAUUACAAAAUAAUAGAAAUAAAUAAAUUAGAAAAUGAAGAUAGCGUUUACUUCAAAGUUGAAGAAUAUGAAAUGGUAUUUUUCGAUUACCAUUUAUUUAUGCCAGCUGUAGAAAGUCUUUUUAGAAUGAGUGAUCUAGUUUUUAAAAUUAAGAAGAUUUUCGAAAUCUGUCAUAUAAGGCAUGCAUACAAAGUUAAUGAAUACUUAUAUUUGAUUUAAGGUUUCUUUUAUAUUAGAUUUAAAAUUUUGUAAUGAGAUAAAUAGAUUCUAAUGAGAUUACUAUAAUAAAAUUAUGAGAUUAUUUGAUUAUAAAUGUUUAUUACGAGUAAAUAAAAUAAGAAAUUUUGAAAAAGUU
Messenger RNA from Phlebotomus papatasi, 3734 nucleotides. RefSeq lists its product as uncharacterized. Bases 1 to 1311 code for a protein of 436 amino acids. The record is from RefSeq and is a predicted model, not a curated record. NCBI's taxonomy places the organism in Eukaryota, Metazoa, Arthropoda, Insecta, Diptera, Psychodidae. The transcript has 6 exons.